Molecule: messenger RNA, 1547 nt
Organism: Lottia gigantea (owl limpet)
Lineage: Eukaryota; Metazoa; Mollusca; Gastropoda; Lottiidae
Exons: 6
Coding region: 193-1083 (296 amino acids)
Cellular component (GO): cytoplasm
Molecular function (GO): ATP hydrolysis activity; GTP binding; GTPase activity
Source: RefSeq, a predicted model, not a curated record
AAAAAGAAGUUACAACACCCAAAUGUAGCUAAGGACUAUAUAAAUGUGGAAAAUUAUCUUGGAAAAGAAGAUGAGACUGUGAUUAAUUUAUACAAUGGAUUAAGGAAUGGUCAACGCUCUAGUUUAGCAAGGGCAAUAACUCUUGUUGAAACUUCACAUAAAAAGAAAAAAAAACAAGCACAGUUAUUAUUGAUGAAGAUACUGCAUGAUAAUAUAGCUGAAAAUACUCAUUCCUUAUCCAAACAGACAACAUUUAGAAUAGGUUUAUCAGGUCCACCAGGGGCUGGUAAAAGUACAUUUAUUGAAGCAUUUGGUAAAUAUUUGACUAGUAAAAAUCAUAAAGUAGCUGUGUUAGCUGUUGAUCCUUCUUCAUCUACUACUGGAGGUUCAUUGUUAGGAGAUAAAACUAGGAUGCCAGAACUGUCGUGUGAUGAUAAUGCGUAUAUACGACCCUCGCCAUCUUGUGGUACUCUAGGUGGUGUAACUAGAACUACCAAUGAAGCUAUAGUAUUAUGUGAAGGUACUGGAUUUGAUGUUGUUAUUGUAGAAACAGUUGGUGUAGGUCAAUCUGAGUUUGCUGUAGCUGAUAUGGUAGAUAUAUUUUGUUUAUUAAUACCCCCAGCAGGAGGCGACGAACUUCAAGGAAUAAAGAAGGGUAUAGUAGAAGUAGCUGAUAUAGUAAUCGUUAAUAAGAGUGAUGGUGAUUUAAUACCAGCUGCCAGAAGAAUACAAACAGAAUAUAUCAGUGCUUUAAAAUUCAUGAGAAAAAGAUCCAAAGUUUGGAAACCCAAGGUGACUAGGAUUUCCUCCUUUACUAAAGAUGGCAUUCCAGAAUUGUGGGAUACAUUGAGUGAAUAUCGUAAAGUAAUGGUUGAAUCUACUGAAUUCACCACACGUAGACAAAAACAAUUAAAAAUUUGGAUGUGGAACCAUAUUAAAGAUAAUAUAUUAGAUGUUUUCUGUGAAAACCAUAAAGUUGAAGAUAAGCUACCAAUGUUAGAAAAUCUUGUUAUGAAAGGUGCAGUAACUCCUGGAUUUGCUGCAGAUCUAUUGCUGCGAGACUUCAUACAGACUUUCAAAUGAUGAAUGUAAAUGAUUGAGAGUUUCUUGCAAUUUGUGAUACCGGUAUAUUUUUUAGAAUGUUGCAAAGUGAUUUGACAGAACUUAAUAUGUUACCUUGCACAUAGAAAUAUUUAAAUGACUGGUGAUUGGAUCAAAUAUUAGAUUUUUUAAUGACUAAUGAGAAUUUAUACUGGGAUAGAUUGGAAAGAGUAACAUGGAACAUUGGAAACAUGUGUCUGGUUCUAUACAUGAGAAUAAAACUUAUGGAGCUAAAAGAGAUCUGUAGAGAUGAAGGAAGGAAAAUUUUUAAUUUUUUGACAUAAGAUUGCAAAUAUUUUGUAAUUUAAGUGUAAUUAAGUAAUUUAUGUGUUUGUUUUGACUACAAUAAUUAUAAGUACAUGUAUCAUAUUAUUUGUUUUGACUAUAAAUAACUCGAAUAAUGAUAACAAUAAAUUUUAAUAAAAAUAAAAUAUAACAUAAUAACG